AUGCCCUCCGACAAAGCAGCCUACCUAGCAGCACACUACCUCACAUCCAGCAGCAAACCCUCAUCAUCCUCCACCAAAAAGCGCAAGCGCAAGCAACCCACCUCCUCCUCCGGCCUCCUCAUAACCGACGACGAUGAAACCGGCUGGGGGGGCAGCGCGGCCCAAAACGACGCCGAAGACGAUGACGCCCCGCUCACCGUAGCCGGCGCGACGACCGACUUCCGCCGCACCAAGAAAUCCGGCUGGAAAUCCCUCGGGGGCGGUGGCAGCAGCGCCCGCCCCAAAGACACGACCCCCACAGCCGGGGACGCCGACGCAGACGCCAUCAUCGCCUCCGCAGCCGCCGAGUCCGCCGCCGCCGCCGCCGCCGAAGCCGCCGAAGACCUCGACCCUUCCGCAGACGCGUCCACUCCACAGAUGAUGUCCAACGGCGCGCUCGCCGGCCUGCAAUCCGCCUCGGCACUCACAGCCCAACUCCGCAAGCGCCAACAACUCGAAGCAGCCGAGCUGGCAGAGCUCAAGGCCGCCGCGGCUGCCGCUGCUGCCGCCAACAACACCAACACCACCGCCGACAGCAACAACGAAACGGAGGUGAUCAUGCGCGACGCGACCGGCCGGCGCGUGGACGCGUCGCUGCGGCGCGCCGAAGCGCGGCGGCAGGUCGCCGAGGCGGAGCGGGCGGAGCGGGCGCGGCGGGACCUGCUGACGGGGGAGGUGCAGGCGGCGGCGGUGCGGGCGCGGCGCGAGCGGCUGGAGGAGGUCGCGCUGCAGCCCGUGGCGCGCGGUAAAGAUGAUACGGAGUUGAAUGACGCGCUGAAGAGGGAGGAGCGGUGGAAUGAUCCGAUGGCGGAGUUUGUGGCUGCUGAUGACGGUGGUGGUGUGGGACAGCAGUCGUCUGGGGGGAAGAAGAAGGCGGCGGGGAGGAGGCCGGUGUAUAAGGGGGGUGCGGCGCCGAAUCGGUAUGGGAUACGGCCUGGGUAUCGGUGGGAUGGGGUUGAUCGGGGGAAUGGGUUCGAGGCGGAGCGGUUCAAGGCGCUGAAUCGGCGGGAGAGGGAUAAGGGGUUGGAGUAUGCUUGGCAGAUGGAUGUGUAGCGAGGGUGUCACGACAGGUAGCCUUGGGCUGGCAAAGGGUUGGGUGAUGUGGUUGUGAUUACACGUUGCAAAGGUCAGUGGCUAACAGGAAUGAAUGUGGUCAUGAUAUGAUGCGAGGUGAUAUCUCAUUCUGAAGUGCCAUAGACGACCCUCCCUCAGGAUUACUAAAACGACGUUUCGGGCCGUGUCGCUCAUGACCCUAA
Messenger RNA from Chaetomium fimeti, 1295 nucleotides. Its product is annotated as putative pre-mRNA splicing protein. Lineage: Eukaryota; Fungi; Ascomycota; Sordariomycetes; Sordariales; Chaetomiaceae. Gene Ontology annotation, biological process: mRNA splicing, via spliceosome. Bases 1 to 1092 code for a protein of 363 amino acids. The transcript has a single exon. The record is from RefSeq and is a predicted model, not a curated record. Gene Ontology annotation, molecular function: RNA binding. Gene Ontology annotation, cellular component: RES complex; U2-type spliceosomal complex.